Molecule: messenger RNA, 2696 nt
Organism: Kogia breviceps (pygmy sperm whale)
Lineage: Eukaryota; Metazoa; Chordata; Mammalia; Artiodactyla; Physeteridae
Gene: GPRIN3
Product: GPRIN family member 3
Biological process (GO): neuron projection development
Cellular component (GO): plasma membrane
Source: RefSeq, a predicted model, not a curated record
AUGGGGACUGUACCUGACCCUCUGAGAUCGGCUAAAACUUCCCUGAUUGCAGCUUCUGGAAAAGAAGAGGACCUGGGAGAGGUUCAGGCUGCUUCACCUCAGCCUCAACCAGCCAUCCUGGGUAGGAACACCAAUGGCCUUUCUGGCACUCCUGCAGAGCCAGACCUCAGUCCCAGGACAGCUGCUGAGGCCCUGAUGCAGGCCAGUGAGCAUGACGCCAGGCAGCCAGCCAUGUCGUCUGCUGGCAUUGUCGGUGAGGUGGGGAGAGCAUCUCCCACGCUCAACUCUCCUGGCAGUACCCAGCUGCCAGGGAGCAGGGAGCCCGCAGCACCGGCCCCAUGUUCUGCGGCAGGAAAGGAUCUGAUACACGUAACAUCCAGCGUGCCAGCCAAUAAUCAGCACACCCACCCGGCCAUCCCAGGGGACCAGCCCACCUCCAGCCUCCCAUCAGGACCUGAAGACACCCUGGUGAAAUCACAGAGAACUGCAGAUGGCGAGCAAACUGAGAAGUCAAGCUGUCUGGUGGGAGGGAUCCGUGACAAAGAUCAGGCGCCCCCGUAUUUCCCUUCUCAAGAAACAAUCCAGGGAAUGGUGCAACCUGCAGAUACAGCAGCCAAGGCGUUCAGUCCUGCCCCCGCUCCUGUAGGUGGACCUGACGGGGAAAGGCAGCAAGCCGUUUGCGAUUCCCAGACAAGGUCCUGUGAAUCUCCAGCCAGAGAAAUUAGAUGUUCGGAGAACACACCAGCCUCUCCCACAGCCCCAGACGCCCAGGCCUUGACUUCGGUGACACCUCAGUCAUCCCACCUCCCUAGCAAAGGGUCCAUGUUUCCUCCAGAUCCAGAGAAGAUGCUGCUGCCAGCACAGCCUCAGGGGUCAAGGUUCAGAGAAGUGAGUACAAUGACCAACCAAGCUGAAAAUGAGAUCAAGGACGCUUCCCCCAGGGCGCAGCAAGAUGCUGAGGUGCAGGCAGUGGCGAGUGUCGAGAGCAGAUCGGUGUCCACCAGCCCCAGCAUUCUCGCUGCGUUCUUAAAGGAAACCCCCGCUCCAGAGCAGUUCGAACAACAAGAGCAGCUGCGCGUCGUCUGCCACGGCAGUGGCCGCAUAAGCCACACGUUGGAGCUGUCUGCAGGCACCCCAGCCCCCCGGGAGGUGGGUCAGUGCCUUGGCGUCACACCAGAGGUGCACAUCCAGUCAGCUGCAGCUGUUUCUGCGGCCUUCCGGGGGGAAGGUAAAUCCGUGAGCCUACCGGCUGAGGCCCUUAAAAGCUCAUCAAUCAAUGUGGCAUCCAGUAACACUCAGGCUACAUGUAAAGAAGGCGGGAGGUCAGCAGGAAUGACCCAGGUGGGGCAAGAGCCCACCUCUAGACAGCUUUGGGGUGCUAAUUCUACCGCCCUGAAAACUAGCCUCAGUGACCAGAUUUCUAUCGGUGCGGGAUGUCAAGCUGAAACAAGUCACGGAUUAGGGAAACUUGAAAGGAAGCCAUCUGAGUUUGCAGCGGAAACCACCAAUGGCCCCAAACCAGAUCCCGACUGGAAACUCUCCAACUCUUGUGGCCCUGCCGGAAGAGCUGACCAGGCCGGGAACUUGGAUCUCACGAAUCAAGGGGCCACAAGAGAGAAGAAGCUUGCAUCUCCUCAGAUAGUAAGAGAACAAGAAUCUCCCGGCAUCGAUAUCCUGGACCCGAGGGCAAGGGCAGAGGCCAAAACUGUACUUCUCAAUCCUAAAUCUCAAGAAAGUAGAGGCACCGCAUCAGCUGCCAGUCCUACACCCUCCCCAGUUAGAAGGAUCCAGGAGGGCAUCGUGGAAGAAAAUAGACAGCCCAAGACAGCCGCCAGCCUAAGCCUGCCGUCCGAUUCCAUGGGGGACUCCAGUCCCAGUUCUGGCAAGAGAACCCCUUCUCGCUCCGUCAAAGCCAGUCCCCGCCGGGCCAGCCGGGUCAGCGAGUUCCUCAAGGAGCAGAAGUUAAAUGUGACGGCAGCUGCCGCCCAGGUGGGACUCACUCCGGGAGAGAAGAAAAAGCACCUGAGUGCUGACUCCAAGCUGCAGUUGAAACAGUCCAAGCGUGUCCGGGACGUGGUGUGGGAUGAGCAGGGCAUGACCUGGGAGGUGUACGGCGCUUCCCUGGACCCAGAGUCCCUGGGCGUCGCCAUCCAGAACCAUUUACAACGACAAAUCAGGGAACAUGAGAAAUUAAUCCAAGCUCAAAGCAGCCAGAGCCGGAGAUCCAUCUCCUCGGAUACUUCUUCAAAUAAAAAGCUCAAAGGCAGGCAGCCCAGUGUUUUCCAGUCCAUGUUGCAGAACUUUCGACGGCCCAACUGCUGCGUUCGCCCUGCUCCUUCUUCCGUAUUAGAUUGAAAAGGAACAUGUACGGGAGCCCUUGUAUACUUUUACGGUCUUCAUAGAUAUCCCUCUGUCUGUGUCAAAGCUUAGUGUUUUCUGAGAGACCAGGAAGAGAAGGCAUUAACUUGAGGAAACUGCUAUUAAGGAUUGUGGCGUCCUUUGACUGGGGGUCCAUAAAUAAUACAUCAUUUCAGUUUGAAAGAAAGAAAAGAAGCAAGCUUCACUGAAGGUUUACGACCUUAAUUAAGAGGAAAUAACGUUCAGUGGGUUUUUAAAUAUGACGUUGCUCAUAGACUAACAUGAUCAUUACACGUGUCAUUUUGGAUUACUCACUCAAUUUAUCACACUGUGGUAUU